AUGUCUUGGCUCACUGCUCUGCUCUGCACCCUCUCAAUACUGGGAACAGCCUCCGCGGCCGACAGCAUUGUUUUCAGAGACUCAGAGACAGGCUUUACCUUCUCCCAGUACAAUGCAAACUACAAGUACAACAGCCCUGAUGUCAUAAGCUUCCGAACCGCCGUUCCGAACCCCGCGUCGGCGCCUUAUGACAUCGUGCUACAGGUGACAGCGAAGAAGGAUGUGGGCUGGCUCGGCGUAGCUUGGGGCGGAACCAUGCUCAACAACCCAUUGACUAUAGCAUGGCCAAACGGAAACACUGUCACAGUGUCGAGUCGUUGGGCCAAAGGGCGGUCUCUGCCCACGGCGUACACCGGUGCAACCCUUCAAGCCCUCAAGACCGGGACCAAAACCAACUCCACGCAUUGGCAGGUGACGCUGAGGUGCACUGGGUGCACCACGUGGACCAGCUCCUCAGGCUCGACGGUGAACCUCAACCCUGGCGGCUCCAAUAGGAUGGCCUAUGCGUACGCUACUGCUGCCCCAUCGUCGCCGUCCUCGAACACGUCUAGUUUCGGUGUCCACGACAACUUUGGCUACUGGAACCAAGACUUCGCUCAGGGACAGAAUGCCGAUUUCCAGGCUCUGGUGUCCAAAAACAGUUAA
Messenger RNA from Diaporthe batatas, 645 nucleotides. RefSeq lists its product as uncharacterized. The transcript is spliced from 3 exons. NCBI's taxonomy places the organism in Eukaryota, Fungi, Ascomycota, Sordariomycetes, Diaporthales, Diaporthaceae. The record is from RefSeq and is a predicted model, not a curated record. Bases 1 to 645 code for a protein of 214 amino acids.